UGAGCAGACGACAGUCAGUUAACAUUCAGACAACGGAGGGGGAGCGUGAGAAGGUUGACGUUAAACUCCAUUAUUAAAUCGCCAAAAUAUUAGUUGCCAGGUGAUAUACAGCAUUAAAUAUAGCGAGUUCAACCUAUCCAGACUUAAUAAAAAAGAUGUCGCUUAAUGCCUAAGAGUGUUAUAAUCAAGAUAAGGGCGCGAUAUUCAGUAUUGAUCCAGCAAGUGUUGUUGGUGAGGCACAGUCGGCGGCCGCCAUGGUGGAGUUGUAAGUGAUUAACCCACGCCCGUACACCCACACAGUAUCCACACCGCCAUGGAGGUGGUAGGGGAGUACGAGUAUAGCACUAAGGACCUUAUAGGUCACGGUGCCUUCGCCGUAGUCUUCAAGGGGCGACAUAAACAGAGCCCAGCGCUUACUGUAGCCAUCAAAAGUAUCACCAAGAAGAACAUCGCCAAAAGUCAGAACCUCCUCAGUAAAGAGAUAAAAAUCCUAAAGGAACUAACGGAGUUGCACCACGAGAACGUUGUGGCGCUGCUCGACUGCAAGGAAACCGCCAACCAUGUGUUUCUCGUGAUGGAGUACUGUAAUGGCGGUGACUUAGCGGAUUAUCUCCAAGCCAAGGGGACGUUGAGUGAGGACACGAUACGCUUGUUCCUCAGUCAGAUGGCGGAGUCAAUGAGAGCGCUGUACGGAAAGGGCAUCGUUCACCGGGACCUGAAGCCUCAAAACAUCCUCUUAGCUCACGCCGGCAAGCCCAACCCUCCACCUCACCUCAUAACACUCAAAAUAGCUGACUUUGGCUUUGCAAGAUUUCUCCAAGAUGGAGUAAUGGCAGCCACAUUGUGUGGGUCUCCUAUGUAUAUGGCUCCAGAGGUCAUCAUGUCCAUACAAUACGACGCUAAGGCUGAUCUCUGGUCAUUAGGCACCAUUGUGUUCCAGUGUCUUGCUGGCAAGGCACCAUUCCAAGCUCAGACUCCACAGGCUCUAAAACAGUUUUAUGAAAAGAAUGCUAAUUUGGCUCCAAGAAUACCUUCAGGAACAUCCGCAGAAUUAGUUGAUCUCCUCAUGGGACUUUUAAAGAGAAAUGCAAAAGAUCGAAUGGACUUUGAAACCUUCUUCAACCACCCAUUUACUCGUAUGGGAGAGUCCUCAGCUCAGAAGCCAGUUUCAGGUAGCUCAUCAUCGGUGCCUAUGCCCACACCUUCUCCUACACCUGCAGCUACACCCAAGCCUGUGAGUCGUGGAGGAGCAUACACACACCACACACAGCCUGCUCCAAGCCCUCCUAUUGGCAACCUUCCACCAUCGCCAGAGGAACUGCGAAUGAGCAUUGACCAACGCAGUGGGAAUGACUUGCCUUCAGCUUCCCCUGUAGCUCCUACCACUGUCUCAAAACCCACCCCAGUACCUCGAACAACUAAUGCACAAUUACCAGAAGAAGCAGAAGACUUCGUUAUGGUGCCAGCCCAGCUCCCUAAUGAGCCAGAAGCAUCAAGAGUUCCACAAGGGUGGGGUGCACGGAUUUUGACAAAGCCCGUGGGAGCUAUAGUGUAUCAGAAAAAUGCUCCACAGUAUAGUCCUCUCACACCCCAAAUCCCAAGUUCACCCAGGCCCUCUCAUCUUCCAGUCCAAGGAGGCAGUAGUGGUAGCACACACUCCAGCAGCAGUAGUGAAUCUUGUCGGUCUGGGGAGCCCGUCCCUGUCCCAUCUCAGCGAGCAACGUUCCACCAGAUGACCUCCUCUGGCUCCUCAGAUCAGAUUUCUGCUACAAUUCAACCCGAGUCUCCUAAACAUCAGGGGAUGUCAACCAGCCGACCUUCACCACCACCACGUUCACAACCCAUCAACAUGCGAAGAGUGUCAGAUCAUAAAGCCCCUGAUGUUGCUUCAUUGUCACCUCCAGCUGUUCAAUUCACAAUUGGUGAUCCCCCCAUGGGAGGGAGGCGAAGGUCAACUUCUGGAAGCUCUUAUUCAACCACACCACCAACCACCGUAGCAGUCACAGGUAACACCCAGGUGAUCCAAGGAGGUCGCCUCACCCCCACCAACUCACCCUUACGUCAGUCUGGUCGUCGUACACCUCCCUACAUGCCUCCCCAACUAUUUUCCACCCCCCCUGUGCUGCCCCCCAUCCUGGGAUCUCCCACAAAAAUAGGUCUUGGUCAAGAUAAUCCUGCAGGAGACAUCUGUGGGAACACUACCAACCUGCCUCCCACAGCCCCACACCGUGCUAUCACACUCCCCGAGAUGACCUCUGUUUCACGUGACCUCUUUUUGGGUGUUACACAAGAUAUGAGUGUAGAAAGUAGUGGACUUCAACGAUCACGAACAGAGUCUCAUCUUUUAGAAUGUGUAGCUCGUGGUGCCAGUCCCCCCAACCCUGGGAGGUACGGUCAGUCAGCACCAGCAUUCCUUCUACAAAGCCACCCAUUGAGUCAGGGUGAUGGACAAGAUACUGUAGCUUUCUAUGCACCUCCCCUUCAUCAAGAAACAUUAAUGGAGCGCGAACACAAUGAAACAUUAGCGAAGCUCAACUUCGUGCUCGCCCUGGUAGACUGUAUCCUAGAACUGGCCCGCUCCAGAGCCGCACCAAUCACAGCCUUACGACAAAAUGCAGCCAUGAGAGAAUCGAUGUCAGGAGGCUCACCUCGUGAUUCAGACGGUUCUACCAUGGCGUCCCCUCCAUCAGAGUGGCAGCGAAGAGCAGAGCAGCUGGUGUUGUAUGUGAGAGCCUUACAGCUGCUGUCGUCAGCGCUUACUCUGGCCAAAGACGAGAAGUCAGUUAGCAGACUACAGCCUUCAAAUGCUGUUAAGAAUGUUGUAGGAGUGCUAAAUGACCGUUUUCGACAAGCGUUGAGUGUGUGCAAGGAUCUGAAUAGUACUGGAGCGGUUACUGCAGUAGAUCCAAGAACAUCCACCGUAACUGCAGACAAAUUGAUUUACAAUUAUGCUAUUGAGAUGUGUCAGAGUGCUGCAUUGGAUGAACUGUUUGGGAAACCAGAGGAGUGCUUCCGACGCUACCAAACUGCACAAAUACUUCUUCAUGCUCUGGCUCAACAAGUAGCACACGAUUCAGACCGCUCUCUGCUCACACGCUACAAACAGGCAGUAGAAAGACGACUAUUUCUCCUUCAUGAACAAGGAGUUGUUCAUGCCUAUAAUACAAAUGAAGCAUAGAGACUGGAAAAAAGUUUAUACAAUGCAUACAUUAUGCAUAAAUUGGUUGAAAGGCAUUGGCUAAAUUGUACAGGACGGAAAUACUUGGAAAAUGAUAUCAUGGAUUUCAGUUGUGUGUAUAGCACCUUUACAGCUUGUUUGACAAUAUUUUUUUAUAACUACUUCCAUGAUAAGAAAGACAUUUGUUUACAAUUUUUUCACAUUUAUUAAUACAGUAUUUGGCUGUCAAGACUGUGACCGAAUGUUAGGCUUGUACAGUAUACAUAUUACUUAUGCAUUUAAAUUGUUUCUCGUGAAUAUAAAGUGGCAACACACAAGUGCUAUAAACAGUGAUUCAUAUCGUAUAAUAGGAAAUCGUCAGCAGCCCAUAGAAUUUGACUAUUGGUAUUAUGGGGGGAGGGAAGGGGGCAAUCUUCAAGAAAAAGAAAUUACAAGAAGCUCUCUCAGAUUUUGUGAUUGUUGUAAUAUAUGAACAGCAGUGGAAAGGAUUUAUGAAAUUAUGACCAAUGUACAAUGGAAAAUUGUAUUAAUAACAAGAAGUCAAAACAAUGCUUCCUUAUUUAUUUUCUGUGUCUGUAGGAAUACUGUCACUUUAAUGUAAAGAUUUUUUUAUAUAAUAUAACUGUGCAUUGCCAAAAUGAAAGUGUUUCAGAAUGACGAUAGUUGUAUAAAGGUUCGCAAAUACUACUGACGUGUGUAAUUAGCAACGUUCUGUGUGCUUUAUAUAUACAUCCAUGUACAUGAAUAUUAUCACUCCAGCAAGCUCUGAUUAAUUCAUAAUAUAUAUAUGUUUUCAUUAACAACCAAUACCUCUAUGUUUGUAGCCUUGUUCCAUACAGCGAUCGUUACCCUGAGAAGCUCUCGGUACAAACAUUUUGUUCAUAAAAGUAAAAGAUGAAUAUUGUACUAUACUGUACGUAUUGAUGUACCUUCAGCAUUACAAUAUGCAGUUGCAAAAGCAUAAAAGGUGUUUCAGAUUGCUAUUACCAGCCUGUUGAAAAGUAUGAAAAAUAUCAGGGACAUUUCUCAACGGAAAUUAUUUCCUCCCGUCGGUUUUAAAGUAUGUACUUUAACUGAUACCACGGCCAGACAAUACUUACAUUAAUCAUUCUGUACUUGUGUGAACAAUUGAAAUGAUGACUGUGCGAAUUGAUAGCUGCAAUGCACGUAUUCCAGAAUGAAAGAAUGCCUUUAAAUAUAAAGUCAUACUUUUGCCUCGUUUCCAUAAAUAAGAGAGUAAAGUUCGUCGAGACUAGAAAAUAUGAUAAACAAUUAUUGCCUUAGUUUUUCGGUGGACGUAAUUGGCUAUAAAGAAGAAAAAAUAUACUAUAUAUGGUAAUGAAGCCAUGCUCCUAUAACUAAUAGAUAGUUAAGAAAUUAGCUGAGUGUAGCAGUUGUACACCAAGGCUGAAGUUAUCCACACCUGUAGAACAAACAAAACUAAAAAAAUAUUAUGGUGUUCAAAUUAUAUAAUUUUUUUAUUUGUUUUAUAUGCUGAGACUUGAUAAUUUAAUGUAUAGUAUCAGAAAAACAGACAUGUAGAAAUUAUAUUUCCAUGUGUUAAUUUGUAUAUUAAAUAUUCUAAUGAGGUAGUGUAUGAAAAAUACAUGAGUAUAGUGUUUGUGAUCACAUGUGGCAAUAGAUAUAGCUCAUUGGUGAGUAACAGGUUUUGUUAUUCAUUUCUCAAAGUUAUUCUGCCCCUUUUAUCUGUGAUGCUCAGGUGUCUCAGUGACAAAAAAAUUUCAUUAAUGAAGACUAUGAAUAACUUGGUGCUGGAUACCACUAGUUUUGGUGUAUUAAUGCCAGGGAGUAGUGUAUGAGUCAAGUGCUUAUGGAUCUUAACAAUACUCCUGACGCUGUGCUCACCUUCUCUUUCCCUUAUGCCCAAGAGGAAAGGCCUCAUUUACUGUUAUAUUUACUUCAUCAUACAUCCUAACAUUUAUUUUGGUGAUAAUAGUUUUUGAUAAUUUAUUUAGUACAGUAUGUACAUGGUCUAUAAUCAUUCAUUUAUUCCUGUGCUAUCAAGAAUAUACUGGUAUAUACAGUACCAUGUUAAGAGAUGAAGCAUUAGAAACAAAGAAAACUGGUAGCAGAAUAGAUUUUUUAAUUUGUGAAAAUGUUGCCAGAAUUGCACAGGAAAAUAGAGUGAUUAUCAGUUUUUUGUUACCCAGAGUAAGAGUUGUUUCCAGUUUCAUUUUACAACCAAGUGUCAAAUGAAGAGUUUAAGUGCUGCAUAAGAUAUCAGAAAAAAUUCAAUAUAAGAAUAAUGAUUUGCAACAGUUUAUUGUAUCUUAUUAAUUUGACUAUUUACUCAUUGAGAAAGCAUGUAAAUAUCUUGAUAUUAACUUGGUUAACAUAAUGACAAAUCUGAAUUUGUUUUGCUUUGUUUUUGUCUUUCAAAUCUAUAUACAAUUACUCAGGAAAAAUAGCUUAAGAUUCAAUUGCCACAAAGUCUUUUGUUCUGCAAAUGUGUAUAUAUGUAUGUGUGAGUGUGCAAGUGUUUUGUUUUAGGUAAUUCUCAUUUGAUUUUGGAUAACUUGCCUGUGAAAAGCUUUAGUUUUUAUAUGUAUGCAUUAUUUUUAGUCUUGAAUAGUAAGGUGAGAAGUAAUUAACUAAAAUAUGUACUUAGAAUUUUCUUCAUGUUUUUCAUAUGGAGUUCUUAACUCCCAACCUCAAGUUAUGCAGUUAAGUCAGUAUAAUUCUGCAGAAUAUGUAAUAAGAUAUGUAUAACCUGGUAACUGAUUGAUACCCUGAUGUUGAUCUUUAGUGUUGCCCAAAUUGACACGACCAGCUUCAGUACAGUGUAAUCGAAGGUAUAUGUGAAAAAUAUCAGUUUUCUGGUUAUAUGUGCAUUCUACAUCUGGGGGGCACAGAUUGUAGAACAUUACUGUAUAUGAUAUAAUAUUGUCUGUCGUUUGCAUUCAUGGAGUCAGUGUCUAGAAUUUACUGUCUUUUACAGUGAUACAGUGACUUUCUCUGAGAAAUUGCAAAAUUCAUCAUCAAGUAAUGGAAAUGAAGUGAUGCCCAUGUGGCUUCUAUCUAGUCCCGUAACACCGAGCCCAAGGCCUAAUGCACUUCACUAAUAAAGAACAAAUCAUCGUUGAUUAGACAGAAUUAAAAAGUUAGUACUGUACAUGUAUUUUGCUUUCAGGCUGUGUAUAUAAAAAGUGGUCAAAUGUAUCUUGAGGGGUGUUCAUUGACUUGUAAAAUGAACUUAGUGGGGUAAGAUGUUAACAAUAAUUAUUAUGGUUUCCGUAGUAAUUACUUUUUUUGUAAGAGGAAGUGAAUCAGUCACACAUCAUGAGUUGUUCUUUUAUUAUCAGGAAGGUAUAAUCCCUUGUUGGUACAUAUAACACUUAUAAGUUUUUGAGUUUACAUCACCUGUACAUUAAAGUUAUCUUUCUAGUCGAUUGAUUUGUGUGUGGGCAUUUUGGGUGGGUAUGCGUUGGUCCCGGUGUCACACAUGAAGGACACUGUAGUUCUGUCAGCCCAUAUCAUAAUUUAAGGGACAUGCGUCUCUCAAGAUCUCGUGCUUAGUUCAUAGUUUGUUAUUAGUGCAUAGGUAAAGGGUUCACGACAAAGGAAUGUAUUUUUUUUAAUAUGCAUGGAAACUAUGUGUAUGAAAAUGCACACACUACUCAUACAUACAGUAUAUAUUUUACAAACACUCUCAUUAGCAGACAUUCUGUACUGUGUACUCAUUCUGUAUCUCGCACACUCCUGACACACACAUACACACUACAUCUUCCAUAGGCAGUUAUUGCAAUUCAGUCUACAUUAAAUAGACUUUGUUCUCUCGUCAUUUUCAGACUUUGCAUGACUGAGUUACAUAAUAUAUCUGGAACAUUAAAUAUUAAAAUUUUGUAGUUCCUGUUAAUCAUUCUGUGACCUACUGAUUUUAAUCAUGACUGCAGUCAUGGGCAAAUUAUCAUCCGAGCAAGACAUGCCUGUGCCACUAACCUGUACUGACUCACAACAUGGGUAGUGGCAUUAGCUGUUGCCAUGGUGUCUGCCAACCACAGCAUCUGUGAUCUGUUUGUUUUUACGUUAGUGAGAUUUUUUACAAGAUGACUCAUUGCAUUACUGUAAGAGCUGCAAGAGCAAAAUAUUGUGAAACAGUGUGUGUACAGGAAAUGUAUAUUUCUUGUUGCAAUGCUGCCCUGUCUGUGUUUAUUUCUGUGCCUAUUAUUUAAUUCAGGAAUACAAGAAGACAUAAGAUGAAAUGUCAGUGUGAUGGCUGACUAGUUAGUGAACUGAAUGAGAGGGUGAAAGUCAUGUGUGGAUGAACUCUGAUGGGGUAUUUGAUAAUCCCAGAUGUAGACAGUAGUUGUAUGUCAUCAAAGAGUUGCCCAGCCUUUGUAGUGAAAGUGUGUUGGCACACUGCAGUAUUACAAGACCCAAAGUAACUAUUCUUACAUAUUCUUUCAGAUUGGCAAAUUUGUUACUUGGUCAAUACAAGAACAAAUGUAUGGCUGUUGGUCUCUGUUCCUGUUUAACCAAUUGCAAAUUAUGCUUUUAAAUGUACAGAUUAUAGCUAAAAAUUCUUAUUUUAAAAAUUAUAAAAAAAUUCAAAAAACAAAAAAGAAUACUGCUAUGUUUGACUGCUGUAGCGGCAGGGCAUAAUGCAGGUCCUGUAAUACACUAGAUGCCUUUAUGUACAUGUGAAGCAGAUAAACAGCAUUGUGUAGAGUAUCAUACCUACUAUAAGCAAGUUUUUGGUGGGUAUAACCAUCUCCUAGUAGCUCCUAGUCAUGUUGAUAUAAUAAUUUUAAAGGAGCAGAUGGCCACCAGAGAUAGGGUUAUGGAUGUACAGGCUACCCUACAACCUGUGUUUGUGUACAUAUGAUGAGGAUGCAGGUAAACAUUAUUUACUCUUGCAACUAGUACAAUGCCCUGCAUGGGCUGUCAUUUUAUAUUCUUAUUAUAAACACAAUAGAGCAAAAAGAAAAGUCAAAUAAAAAGAAAGUCUCG
Homarus americanus (American lobster) is the source of this 8149-nucleotide messenger RNA. RefSeq names its product serine/threonine-protein kinase unc-51-like (gene Atg1). The transcript has 19 exons. Gene Ontology annotation, molecular function: protein serine/threonine kinase activity; ATP binding. The record is from RefSeq and is a predicted model, not a curated record. Gene Ontology annotation, biological process: protein autophosphorylation; axon extension; peptidyl-serine phosphorylation. Lineage: Eukaryota; Metazoa; Arthropoda; Malacostraca; Decapoda; Nephropidae. Bases 314 to 3178 code for a protein of 954 amino acids. Gene Ontology annotation, cellular component: autophagosome; cytoplasm.